Equus quagga is the source of this 2332-nucleotide messenger RNA. RefSeq names its product uromodulin (gene UMOD). The transcript has 10 exons. The record is from RefSeq and is a predicted model, not a curated record. Gene Ontology annotation, biological process: neutrophil migration. NCBI's taxonomy places the organism in Eukaryota, Metazoa, Chordata, Mammalia, Perissodactyla, Equidae. Bases 132 to 2063 code for a protein of 643 amino acids. Gene Ontology annotation, cellular component: cell surface; apical plasma membrane. Gene Ontology annotation, molecular function: calcium ion binding.
AUCACGCAUUUAUCCCAUCCAUCUCUGUUAACAGGACUUCAGGGACUAGGAGGAAACUCCGAGGGGCCCACCUGUCCUUGUCUUUGGGCAAGACUUCCCCAGCCCAGAAGUAGCUGUGAAGAGCGGAAAGGAUGGGCUGGCUUAGCUCUCUGACCUCGAUGCGGAUGGUGACAGUGGUGACCUAUUGGGUCAUCAUAGCUGCAAACACUGACACCUCGGAAGCAAGAAGCUGCAUUGACUGUCACAGCAAUGCCACCUGCUUGGAGGAUGGGGCGGCCACAACGUGCUCCUGCCAGGACGGCUUCACUGGCGACGGCUUAGUGUGCGUGGACCUGAACGAAUGUGCCAUUCCUGGGGCCCACAACUGCUCCGCCAACAGCAGCUGCGUGAACACACUGGGCUCCUAUACGUGCGUCUGCCUCAACGGCUUCCGCCAGACACCUGGGCUCGGCUGCAUCGACGUGGACGAGUGCGCUGAGCCGGGGUUCAGUGGCUGCCACGCCCUGGCCACCUGUGUCAACAGCAAGGGCAGCUACUCGUGCGUGUGCCCCGCGGGCUACUUGGGGGACGGGCGGCACUGUGAGUGCUCCCCAGGCUCCUGCGGGCAGGGGCUGGACUGUGUGCGGGAGGGCGCUGCGCACGUGUGCGUCGAUCCGUGCCAGGCGCACAGCAUCCUGGACGAGUACUGGCGCAGCAGCGACUACGGGACGGGCUACGCCUGCGACUCCCAUCUGAGCGGCUGGUACCGCUUCAUGGGGCAGGGCGGCGUGCGCAUGGCCGAGACCUGCGUGCCCACCCUGCGCUGCAACACGGCCGCGCCCAUGUGGCUCAACGGCACGCACCCAUCCAGCGACGAGGGCAUCGUGAGCCGCACAGCCUGCGCGCACUGGAGCGGCAACUGCUGCCUGUGGGACGCGCCCGUCCAGGUGAAGGCCUGUCCCGGGGGCUACUAUGUCUACAACCUGAGGGCGCCCCCCGAGUGCCAUCUGGCGUACUGCACAGAUCCCAGGUCGGUGGAGGGCACGUGUGAUGAGUGCAGCGUAGACGAGGAAUGCAAAUCGGUUAAUGGCAAAUGGCACUGCCAGUGCAAACAGGACUUCAACAUCACUGAUCUCUCCCACCUGGAGCGCAAGCUGGAGUGUGGGAUCAACGACAUCAAGAUGUCCCUGGGCAAGUGCCAGCUGAAGAGCCUGGGUUUUGAGAAGGUUUACAUGUACCUGCUUGACAGCCAGUGCUCGGGCUUCGCUGAGAGGGGCGACCGGGACUGGGUGUCUGUGGUGACCCCAACCAGGGAUGGCCCCUGUGGGACAGUGCUGACGACGAAUGAAACCCAUGCCACGUACAGCAACACGCUCUUCCUGGCCGAUGAGAUCAUCAUCCGCGACGUCAACAUCAAAAUCAACUUCGCCUGCUCCUACCCGCUGGACAUGAAAGUCAGCCUGAAGACCUCCCUGCAUCCAAUAGUCAGCUCCCUAAACAUCAGCGUGGGCGGGACGGGCAUGUUCACCGUGCGGAUGGCCCUCUUCCAGAACCCCACCUUCACGCAGCCUUACCAGGGCUCCUCGGUGACCCUGUCUACCGACGCCUUUCUCUACGUGGGCACCAUCCUGGAUGGGGGCGACGUGUCCCGAUUCGCACUGCUGAUGACCAACUGCUAUGCCACACCCAGCAGCAAUGCCACAGACCCCUUGAAGUACUUCAUCAUCCAGGACAACUGUCCACGCACCGAGGACUCAACCAUCCGAGUGGUGGAGAACGGGGAGUCCCCACAGGGCCGAUUUUCCGUCCAGAUGUUCCGUUUUGCCGGAAACUACGACCUGGUCUACCUGCACUGUGAGGUGUAUCUCUGCGACAACAUCAAUGAAAACUGCAAGCCGACCUGCUCCGGGACCAGAGUCCGCACUGGGGGCAGCAUAGACCAAAGCCGUGUCCUGAACCUGGGUCCCAUCUCACGGAAAGCUGUCCAGGCCGCAGUCUCGAAGGCUGCUUCCAGCAGCUUGGGGCUUCUGAAGGUCUGGCUGCCUCUGUUUCUGUCUGCCAUCUUGACCCUGAUGUCCCAGUGAUCAUCUGUGGGAAACCCCGAGCUCUGUGGCUACCACCUCACUUCCUGCUGGCUGCAGAGGCGAUGCAGGCUGGUGCCCCAGCCUCAGGAAAGGGAGCACACACUUCAGUCAGCCUGCUCCUGUUUUCUCUCCUUUAAUCUUUGCUAUCAAAAAACAGCCUGUGUCUCUAAAUGCUGCCUGCUCUCCAAAUGGGACUUAUGAUGUGUCUGUGUAUGAGGCCCCUGUCUCCUUAAAGAGUGUGGCAAAAUAAUAAUAAUCUUAAAAGCUCA